UGUGUAAACAAAUGUCAUCACUGUUUGGCACGAACUGGAAGAAGUUGUAAUUUAGCAAGCUUUUAUUGCUGGUCUCGUAAAAAUGUUCCUGCAUAAUCAUUCAAAGUAUUAUCAGCCCAAGUAUUAAAUUUAGUGAAUUUCCGGUUCAAGGAGAGUUGAAUGAAGAGCUUAUGGGAACAGUUUGCAGAAAUAUAGACAUUUGUCCUCGUAACUAAUAGUAGACCGGAAUGAGCAGCCGGAGGAACUGUUGCAGACUAUGUCUGUCACCAGAAGAAGAAUGUGUGCCGAUUUUUUGCAAUUUUGCAGCCGACCGGCAACGGUUAGAUCUAAAGAUCUUUUCAUGUGUAAAAAUAAAGGUAAUAAAGGGCGAUGGACUAUCCACGGAGAUAUGUCAUGCUUGCAUAAGUUACUUAAACUCUUGGCAGAGUUUCAAAAAUCGUUGUGAUGCUGCAGAAGAAAAACAGAAAAUAUGGAUAUCUACCAACCUCGGUGUCAGUGAGCGAAAUGGUGAAGUACAACAGAUCAAUCACUCGCGCCCGGAAGAUAUGAAUGUACGUACUCCAAAAGCAAUAAUCGAAAAACCUACGGUUCAAGAGGAAACAUCACAAUCUGGCACGGAACAAACACAUAGCGAAUACACAAGCAAAAUUGGAUCCUCGUGUGUCAUCAAAGAAGAACCUAACGAUGUAGAUCCUGAUGAUGAGCGAAAUGUGGUAAUGGAAUUGGAUCCAUCUCAAUUUUUACUACAAUCACAAAACGACGAUGAUUACGAUGAACAGAAGUCGAUCGAUCGAGAUUCUAGCAUCAAUUUGUCUAUGAAACAUGAGCCUUUAAUACUUGCUUCGCUUGGUUUACAUCAUAUUAAUUCUACCGACCUCUUCGAAAAUAUAUCCGAUAAUGAGAAUGAAGAUGAGGAUAAUCAAAAACAAAGUCUUGCUUCUUGUUCGGUGUGUGAUAUGACUUUUUCGAAUCGUGCCAACGCACGACGGCAUGAACGUAAUAUUCACGGACUGAGACAGAAUCCGUCUAACCCAUUAUUAGCGCAAGGUUACGAAGAUGGUUUACAAACCAGCUCAAACAAUGACACAGCGACGUUGUCUAUGCCUACUGCUAUGCCUAACAUCGAUUUGCAGCAAAAGUAUAAAGUGAAGUUGAAAACUAAAGGAGAAACAUACGAUUAUGAUAAUCCGGCUAAAUAUCGCCAUUUGGUAACUCCCAAUAGACUGGCAUUCAUUUUACGUAACCUAGAUUUCCUGAAACAGGCACAACAUAUGAAGUGCAACUGUUGUAAUAAAACCUAUCCAUCAUAUAAAUAUUUCAUGGGUCAUAUGCGGAAAAAAUAUCCAAAUCUACCAAGAAACGUUUGCUUCAAAUGCUUAAGACAAUUUAGUAGUAAAGGUCAGUUCAUUGGCCAUUUAAAGCGAAAGAACUGUAUAAAUUUAUACGCAAUAGUAAUGGCAGACGAUGGCAUUUCUAAAGUACCCAUUGAAAAUGUGUCUCUUGCAAUACCGGGCUCAGAAGAAGUGAUCUUCAAUAAAAAUUACGGAUGUAAAAUUUGUAAAAAGGAAUUUAAACCGAAAAUUGAUCUACGGCAGCAUGUGCUAGAUGCACAUUCGGAAAUACCGAACAAUCAGAAAUUUUCGAAUCCUGUUUGCGUAUUUUGUACCGAAACAUUCGAUGAUCUUGUGUUACGCCAGAAACAUUACAUCAAUCUGGAUUGUACAAUGUUCAUUGUUUGUUCGUGUGGGAAACACUUCGACGAUUAUACUGCUUACGUCGACCACGUCUAUCAGCAACAUGUACCACCUCAGCUUAUCGGCCAAGAUGAAUAUGGCUAUGAAUUAUUCGACCAAGAUGGCAAUUCAUCCUCACAUCUACGCAAUCCUCAAAACUGUCCAGUAUGUAACAAGCAGUAUAAUAACUAUUAUAAUGUUCUUCGGCAUAUGGAAUCAAAACAUCCGAAUCAAUUGCCUCAAAUCUAUCAAUGUACUCUGUGCUCGGAAGGAUUUCCUAGGCAGUCCGAGCUUCGAGAUCAUUUGCAUCGUACCCACGGCGAAACGGAACACCGUCAACGUAGACAGUCUCUCAGCCAACAUCAUCCACCGUUUAUGGGUGACAAGGUUAAGACAAGUUUCGUUUGUAAAGAAUGCGGUCAGACGUUUGCCAAAUUGUUAGAAUGGAUCAAUCAUCAAGGCGAAGAUCAUUUGAGAUUUAACUGUAACAAGUGUGAUCUACAAACCGAUGAUAAAGAGGCUUUCGUAAAUCAUUGCUCUUCGGAACAUCAGAAUUUCAUUCCAGGCGUUCCAAAAGUUCAGUUCUACUCGUGCCGUCAAUGUUCAAGUACUUACAGUUCAAUUGAUAAUUUGCAAAAGCAUUUGCAAACGGAUCAUAUUAUUGACUCGGGGGGCCCUCAUGAUGAGAACGUUCGAAACGGAGCCGAAUCCGAGCCCGACACACAUCUCACACUUUCCGACGAUCUCAAUAAAACUGUAAGCAGUGUGUUAAAAUGUGGAUUAUGUGCGUUCGUAUUGACGGAUAUAGACGCACUUCGGAAUCACAUGGGUGAAGUUCAUGGAAUGGACAAAAAAUUCUUUUACUGCAAUCACUGUAACGCUAAGUUUAUGAAUGAUAAAGGACUUCGAGUUCAUCUGUUUAGAUUGCAUGGAAUCCGUGACGAAACUAUUCCGUUGAAUGCUGGGCCAUCGCUACUGAAAUCAGUUCAACCUACAUCGGGGCAACAAACGAAUUCUCCAUCAAGUAAUGACGAAGAUCCUAGAGAGAAAGAUUCUCCACAGAACGAAUGUAGUUUGUGCCAUACGGUUUACAAAAACAAUGAUCAAUUGAAACUACACAUGAAGUUGGUUCAUGUUGAUGCGGCCAACAUAGAGGAACUUGUAACCCAUGAUUCCACAGUAACUACAACAACACAACCUUCUCUAUGGUUCCAAUGUCGGUACUGCCCUGAGAGUUUUAAUACUAGUAAAAAGCUGACUCUCCAUAUGAACACACAUGAUAAACACGACAAGACUGAUCAUUCAUGUAAAGAUUGUCCAAAAUCCGAAAGUUUUACAUACAGUUCAAAGAAAUCUCUUUGGGUGCAUCGAUAUAAGAAACACCCGAAAGUGGCGGAUGCGUCAUAUUGCGACAUUUGUUCUAAAGUGUUUUUCGACAAAACAGAGCUGUUUCAUCACACUUCACUAGCACACAAAGGAAGCAAGGGCGAAGAAAUUGCUAGUGCUAAUGGUGGAGAGUUCAAUGAAAUGCAUUGUGCAACCGAUGCACUUUUCUCGAUGCUUGAUUCUUCCGAUACUACGCACAAGGUCAAACAUAAAACAGCAGAAGAAACAGUAUACCAGUGUGAUAUGUGUCCCAAGACAUUCUACAUUUUGAACGCUCUUCAAGUACAUCGUGGAUGGCAUUUCCGUUCCCCCGAUGGAAGGAAAGUACGCGAUCCCAAUGACACCUGGCAACCAGAUCAAUUGCCUCCAAGUAAAAUGAAAAGAAUGUCCCAUUCGCAUCGCUCUGUACAUCCACUGCCAGCUACAAAAGUUAUGUCUACUGAAAAAAACUCGCCGACAUGUCCAUAUUGUCAGUCAACAUUCGCUAGUAGCAAUAAUUUGAAAAGACAUAUAGUAGAAGUGCACAAGCGCAUUGAAGCGAGACCAGUGACCACAAACAACGAGUCGUUCAUUGAAAAAUUCCGAGAAUGCACAGCAUGUUCACUAAAAUUCAACACAACCGUCGAGUGGGUAAAUCAUAAACUAACUCAUGCACGUGUACAGAAACCGUCCAAGGACUUAGAGUGGUGUUGUGAAAUUUGCGGUAAAGUUUUCACUAGAAAAGAGAGAUUACUCCAACAUAUAGCAUCUCAUGUUAUCAGUAAAGAUCAUGAUGAUGCUGAUGUAGACGUGGAUCCAGUAUCAGAUAUGGAUGGUCGAAACAUGUUUCAUGACAUUGACGAACAAAAAGGAUCAAUAAGGGUUCGGAAGGAUUUCCAAUCUAAUCAUGCUGUUGAAAUUAAGCCUGAUGAAAUCUUCAUAAGGGAAGUAGAGGAAGAAGAAAUUCAUGACAGCGAGGAUGAAAUUGAUGACGACGAAGAGGAAGAGCUCGACGAAAAUGAUGAAGAAGAUUACGAAAGAACUACAAAUGAUGCAGAAAAAAAGGAACAACAUUCUUGCGAGCUAUGCCAGGUCCACUUUGGGUCAGCCAAUGCUCUACGGCAACAUGUUACGGAACACUUUGUAAAUGGAGGAUUCGGUGAAAACAUUCAAUUAUCACAACAGUCGAAAAAACAUCGGGCAUCCACGGAUUCAACCAGUUCCUCCGGUAGUUCGGACAGAUCAUCCAGUGGUGAAAACAACAGCAGUGAUACAUAAAAUCAUCUAUACCCAAAUAAUUUCUCCUAGUUGAUGACAUUUUAAAUUAUUAUAAUUUUCAAUAUAUUAGCAUGAAACAUUUUGGAUAAAAUUGGGCUCAGAAGGUUGCGUUGCGCGUCGCAUUCAUCGAUUCAAUUUGGAAUUCUGUAAUAAACAUCCAGUAAAACGAAAUAACGAGUUGUUGUGCGGACCGGUGACAUAGUAACAAUUCUCAUUAAAACAAACUUUUAACGCGACGCAGCGUAUAACGCACCAUUCUGAGCCCAGCUCUAAUGUUAAAGAUGUAUCUCCAUAUAGGCGUGUCAUUGUAGUAGACACUGUCCUUUUCUUUCAAGAAUAAAGUACUUGAAAUGCACCACACAAA
Toxorhynchites rutilus septentrionalis is the source of this 4740-nucleotide messenger RNA. RefSeq names its product zinc finger protein hangover-like. Lineage: Eukaryota; Metazoa; Arthropoda; Insecta; Diptera; Culicidae. Gene Ontology annotation, molecular function: DNA-binding transcription factor activity, RNA polymerase II-specific; chromatin insulator sequence binding; RNA polymerase II cis-regulatory region sequence-specific DNA binding. The transcript has 10 exons. Gene Ontology annotation, biological process: regulation of transcription by RNA polymerase II. The record is from RefSeq and is a predicted model, not a curated record. Bases 228 to 4376 code for a protein of 1382 amino acids. Gene Ontology annotation, cellular component: chromosome; nucleus.